This is a messenger RNA of Pseudozyma flocculosa PF-1, 1446 nucleotides long. RefSeq lists its product as uncharacterized. NCBI's taxonomy places the organism in Eukaryota, Fungi, Basidiomycota, Ustilaginomycetes, Ustilaginales, Ustilaginaceae. The record is from RefSeq and is a predicted model, not a curated record. The transcript is spliced from 9 exons. Bases 1 to 1446 code for a protein of 481 amino acids. Gene Ontology annotation, molecular function: glutamine synthetase activity.
AUGACGCCGCCAACAACGAAGCCGACGAGCUACGACGAGCUGGCCGAGCUGCUCAAGGACGAUAACAAGGUCAAGGUGGCAGGCGUCGACAUCGACGGCGUGCUGCGCGGCAAGUACAUGUCCAAGAAGAAGUUCCUCUCGGCCGCCAAGCCGGGCUCCGACUUUGGCUUCGCCAACGUCAUCUUCGGCUGGGACAUCCACGACGCCAUGUACACCGAGGAAGUGUCGAUCGCCAACAAGUCGGGCGGCUACAACGACCUGGCCGCCGUCAUCGACCUCUCGACGUACCGCCGGCUGCCGUGGGAGAACGACAUGCCCUUCUUCCUCGUCAGCUUCAACGAUCCAAAGACGGGGCGCGCCAUGCACGCCUGUCCGCGCAACCUGCUCAAGGGCGUCACCGACAGGAUCCGCGGCGAGACCGGGUGGGACUGCAUGGCGGGCGCAGAGUUUGAGUACUUUCAAUACGCCGAGACGCCGCAAAGCCUCGUUGCAAAGGGCUACGACAAGCUCGCUGCGCUGACGCCCGGCAACCACGGCUACUCGAUGCUGCGCACGACCAUGAACAAGGACUACUUCCUCGAGCUGUUCGAUGCCGCCGAGGAGUUUGGCAUCGAGAUCGAGGGCCACCACACCGAGACGGGCCCGGGCGUGUACGAGACGGCGCUGGCGUACACCGAGGCGUGCAAGAUGGCCGACUCGGCCGUGCUGUACAAGCUGCUCGCCAAGUCGGUCGGCAUCAAGUACGGCAUCAUCCCGACGUUCAUGGCCAAGCCGUACGCACAGCUUUCUGGCUGUUCGGGACACAUGCACGUCUCGCUGCGCGAUCCCAAGACGGGGCGCAACGUCUUUGCCCUCUCGGACGACGAUAUCAAGGCGGGCGGGCGCAAGGACGCGCAGUACGACGACGUCCGGUACCUCUCCCAGGAGGGCGAGCACUUUUUGGCCGGCAUCAUGACGGGGUUGCCCGAUAUCAUGCCGCUCCUCUGUCCUACCAUCAACUCGUACAAGCGCCUUCAGGGCGGCGAGGCCUUCUGGGCGCCCAACAUCUGCUCGUACGGGUUCGACUCGCGCCUGGCUUCGGUGCGCAUCCUGGGACCACCGGAUCUGCCCUCGUACGCGACGCGCUUCGAGGUGCGGGUACCGGGGGCGGAUGUCAAUGCGCCCUUGGCCUUUUCGGCCCUCUUCUCGCUCGGGCUCUACGGCAUCCAGCACCGUCUCGCGCUGCCGUUUGCACCCAUGACGCAGUGCAAAGAGGCGGACCGCGUGCUGCUGCCCACCUCGCUCGAUUCGGCCACGGCGCGCUUCGAGGCGCGCGACAGCUGGGCGCGCAAGACGCUCGGCAACGACUUUGUCGACCACUUUGCCGCCACCCGCCGCCACGAGGUCGCUCUCUGGAACCGCGCCGUCACAAACUGGGAACUCGAACGCUACCUCGAACUCGUCUGA